Molecule: messenger RNA, 3616 nt
Organism: Xiphophorus maculatus (southern platyfish)
Lineage: Eukaryota; Metazoa; Chordata; Actinopteri; Cyprinodontiformes; Poeciliidae
Gene: nell2a
Product: neural EGFL like 2
Exons: 20
Coding region: 400-2844 (814 amino acids)
Molecular function (GO): protein binding; calcium ion binding
Source: RefSeq, a predicted model, not a curated record
CCCGCUGUAGGAGCGUCUGUUGGGCUGGUGAGGCAGGGCAGCUCAUCCACCUGUGCCGCGGAUGCUGCAGCCGGAGCGGACCUGGCGUUACAUGGCGUAGUUUCUGCAUCGCUUACUUCUUGUCUCUCCUGAGGAUUUUAUUAUUAUUAUUAUUAUUAUUAUUAUUAUUAUUAUUAUUAUUAUUUUUACCUUUUGUCUUUCCUCCUCUGGCAUCUUUUCCCUCCUCUCCUCCCCGUAUGAUAGAGGCAUCUAAAGUUGUGAUGAUGCCUCAGCUCGGCGUUUGGGAUCUGUAACAGCCUCAUGUGCAAGGGUGAUAUCCUGUCAGUCUGUGAUUUAACGACACGGUCCUUUGGACGCGGAUAAAAACAUGGACUAAACCUUUGCUUCAACACAGUCAAUAUGGGAUUGACACAGCUAUUUCUGGUUCUUUGCUUAUUUUGCACCUCCUCAGUUGUAGGUUUUGGGGUUGACCCUGCCCUGCGCAUCAGCGUCUUUGACGAACUAACACUUGGAGACGGAGGCUUUGAUGGAGUUACUCAGGUCCAGGGCUUCCACAGCGAGUCUAGAGCGUUCCAUUUUCAAGGGACCUCAAGGGAAGUAAAAGCUCCUGCUACCAUUUCUAAACGGAUGGUCCAGAAGCUUAAAGGCAAGAAUGAGUUUACUGUGCUGGCGACCCUCAAGCAGGAUCAUCUCAACUCAGGAGUCAUUCUCUCCAUCCAUCAUUCUGAGCACAGGUUUCUGGAGCUUGAGAGCAGUGGCCAGCGCAGUGAGGUGCGUCUUCAUUACCGCACCAAAAGCCACCUGGACCACACUGAGGUGUUCCCCUAUAGCCUGGCCGACAACCAGUGGCACAAAGUCUCUGUGGCCGUCAGCGCCUCCCACGUCAUUUUACACGUCGACUGCAACAGGAUCUAUGAACGAGUGGUGGAUGCGCCAUUUAUGGACAUUCCUGAGGAUACUUCCUUCUGGCUCGGACAGAGAAACUCUGCUCACGGCUUCUUCAAGGGAGUGAUGCAGGAUGUAGAGAUCCUGGUGAUGCCGCAGGGAUACAUCUCACAGUGUCCAGAUCUGAACAGAACAUGUCCAACCUGCAACGACUUCCAUGGACUUGUGCAGAAAAUCAUGGAGCUGCAGGACAUCCUGGCGAAAACAUCAAGCAAGCUGUCCAGGGCCGAGGAGAAGAUGAACGGGCUGGACGGCUGCUAUUGUGAGAGAACCUGCAGCGUCAAGGGGGUCGUCUACAGGGAGGACGAGGGCUGGACAGAUGGCUGCAGGAACUGCACGUGCACGAACGGCACGGUGCAAUGCGAGGCCAUCUCCUGCCCUCCCCCUCAGUGCCCGGCAGGCACGGCUCCUGCCUACGUGAAGGGAGCCUGCUGCAAGGAGUGCCUGCCUGUCUGCUUGUUCGGUGGAAGAGAGUUGGUGGAGGGAGAUCAGAAGGCUGUGCGCGACUCUUCUGGCAGGUGCCUGCUGUUUGAAUGUCGGGAGCGAAGCAUGCAUCGAGUCGUCCCCACCGAUCCCUGUCCUGAACUCAGCUGCCCGGAGUCGGAGCAAGUCACUUUGAGCAGCAGAUGCUGUAAAGUCUGCAGAGGUCAUGACUUCUGCUCAGAGGGCCACGGCUGCAUGGAGCACUCCGACUGCGUGAACCUGGAGGCAGGAGACUGCUGCGUCUGUAAGGACGGCUUCCGCCCACUGCGCGAUGAUAACGCCUACUGUGAAGAUAUUGAUGAGUGUGCUGAAGGGAAACAUUACUGCAGAGAGAACACCAUGUGCGUUAACACCCCUGGUUCCUUCAUGUGCAUCUGCCACACGGGCUACAUCAGGAUCGACGACUACUCCUGCACAGAGCAUGACGAGUGUCUCAGCGGACUCCACAACUGCGAUGAGAACGCCCUGUGCUUCAACAUGGUCGGAGGCCACAGCUGCUCCUGCAAGCCGGGAUAUACGGGCAACGGGACCGUCUGCAAAGCAAUGUGUGACGGACUGUGCCAGAACGGAGGAUCCUGCGUUUCACCUAACAACUGUGUUUGCCAGCAAGGAUUUACGGGGGAGAGGUGUGAAACAGACAUUGACGAGUGUGCGGACGGCUUUGUUGAGUGCGAUAGUAAAUCCACUUGUGUCAACUUGCCCGGCUGGUACCACUGCGAGUGCCGCGACGGCUACCAUGACAACGGCUUGUUUUCCGCCAACGGGGAAUCGUGCGUAGAUAUUAACGAAUGCAAGACAGGGAGGAACACCUGCGCCAACGACACAGUGUGCUUCAACCUGGAGGGAGGCUACGACUGCCGGUGCCCCCACGGGCAUAACUGCACCGGCGACUGUAUCCAUGACAACAAGGUCAAGCACAGCGGGCAGAUAUGGGUGCUGGACAGCGACAGGUGCUCGGUGUGCUCCUGCCAGGCCGGCCAAGUGAUGUGCCGUCGAAUGGUGUGCGACUGCGACAACCCCAACGCCGACCUGUUCUGCUGCCCCGAGUGCGACCCCCGCCUGAGCAGCCAGUGCCUGCACCAGAACGGCCUGCUCACCUACGGCAGCGGCGACACAUGGGUGGAGAACUGCCAGCAGUGCCAGUGCCUGCAGGGGCAGGUGGACUGCUGGCCUCUGCCGUGCCCGCCCGUGGACUGCGAGUUCACCACGGUGCCGGAGGGCGAGUGCUGCCCCCGCUGUGUCACUGACCCCUGCCAGGCCGACACCAUCCGCAACGACAUCACCAAGACGUGCACGGACGAGCACAAUAUCUCACGCUUCAGCGGCUCCUCCUGGAUCAAACACGGCACAGAGUGCACCCUGUGCCAGUGCAAGAACGGACACAUCUGUUGCUCAGUGGACCCGAUGUGCCUUUAGUCCCUGGCAGAUCUGAAGGCACCUGUACAGAGUUCUCCAUGUACAAAGAAAAGAGAAAAAAAAGUAACACGGCCCCCUGUGUCUCCUCACCGUCCUCUUCACGGGGCCUGGGUCAAAUAGUGUUUGCACUGUUCGGCUUGGUUUUGACCUGCUGAGCCAGAUGAUUGGAGGUUACAAUUCAGGUCACAGAUAAUUGUACAUCUUUGACAUUCAGGUUUUGUCUCCUCUAAGUUUAUCUUUUUUUUUUUCUUUUUUUUUUCCAGUUUAAGGCUUUUAUUGUACGCUGCAUACAUCACCUCCACCCAUCUGGUACUUUGUGCACGUUAGGUGUUUAAAAGCAACCUGCGAACAGUCUGUGACCCGCACCUGUAUCCUCAGAUCCUUUAUACCAAAUGCCAAACAGACGACGGACUACAGGUUCCCUCUGACCCGUGUCGCGCCUGCCCAAAGCGAACCCUUUUGAGCGUCGCAGAUUACCCACUCCAAAGCAUCGCUACAUGAAUCUGUAAGAUAUUACUUAUUACUGGCAUGACUGUGCUUGAUGUCCGGACAUUUUUGCUGAUUUCUAUAAUAACAAUGAUUAUGAAAAUGAUACCUUAGAUAGAGUGAAAACCAUUAGCAUAAGGUUCUGUUGCCACUUUUAACAGUUGUCUGUAUGAUGUGGUGCUCUGUAGCAUUUUGUUUGAUUUGAUCUUUUUUUUUUUUUUGUAUUUCAUUUUUUCAAGCUUGUUACAGUGUUAUGGUGAAAUAAAGUAUUUCCAUUUCCAUUUAA